AUGCAGUUGGCUUUGCGUGCGUUCAGUGCCGGACGGUCAGUGCGGGGCCGACCGAAGUCUGGCCGCACGUGUGCCCCCGGCAUUGUGGUCGAUUGCCGUUCAUUUCCUUGUGCGACCGGACAGGACAGGCAGUGCACCGUUUUGCCAUGGACCACCACCGCGAAGUUCUUGUCGUUCAACAACUGGAAACCGAUCGAAAGCGAAACGGAUGUUCGUCGUUGGUCGUGUUUCGUUUCGCUCGUCGGAAUGUUGGAACGGUCGCCCUCGAAAAACAUCUGUUGGAUCUUCAUCCGCCCGCCACCCACCGUGUCACACCAUCUGCUCGCCUGGCUGCCCCUGUCUCGUGAUGGGUUUGGGCUGGGUUCUGGUUGAUUUUGUUGUCGCCAUCUGGUUGCGCAAUGCAGCUGUGAUAUGUGCGGGCGAAAAUUUUUGAACACGACGGCGUGGUCGAUGGCGACCGACUCCUACUACUACUCGACUCGUUUCGUACGUACGCGCGAGUCCCGCCGACCCGUCGAACGUGUUUCAGAAACAAACCCGAGAACUAGUGUCGCGGCGUUCUUUCCUCCAGGCUGGUUUCGCGGCGACGGAGGCGGUGCCCGCAACGUCACCGUACUCACCUACCGUACACCUGCCGAUGGUCGACGAACGCCGCGUGUGGUUCGCGAGCAGUGCAUUAACCAAUAUGUGAUAUUACUAUGCCAAAAAUACGAACGGGAGCGGCGGGCUCAAGGAGCAGUGGCCGGUGGCAAGUUUUUGCCAGGCGCCGGGGUGUCGGACAGGACGUCGUCAAUUCGGUCGUUGUUCGGCGUUCGCGUUUACUGGAUUCUGCUGGUGCUGCGGCUCGGUGCAAUGUUCCACUUUUACUACGACGAUGACGGCGCAGUCGAAAUCGGGUGCGAAGCGGGAAAGCUGUAA
This is a messenger RNA of Soboliphyme baturini, 918 nucleotides long. Lineage: Eukaryota; Metazoa; Nematoda; Enoplea; Dioctophymatida; Soboliphymatidae. The record is from the annotation of a GenBank genome assembly.